Molecule: messenger RNA, 993 nt
Organism: Batrachochytrium dendrobatidis JAM81
Lineage: Eukaryota; Fungi; Chytridiomycota; Chytridiomycetes; Rhizophydiales
Exons: 3
Coding region: 1-993 (330 amino acids)
Source: RefSeq, a predicted model, not a curated record
AUGAGCAUGGUCAUAUAUAUUGAUCCAUUGCUGCUCACUAAAUCCCCGUUGGUAAUUAUUGGCCUUGCUUUUAGCGUGGUCGGUUUUUUUAUGUGCCUGUAUGGCGUAUGCUUCUUUGGAUUUCAAGGCUUAAGGAAGCGCUUCACACGCGCCAUCAUAUUUUUAGUUUUGAUCAAUGCUAUUGGGCUACUUAUGCAAGUGUCUGAAGUCUGUUUUGUCUAUCUUCUUUCAUAUACGGAGCUAUAUACCUGGAGAAACAUUAUGUUUGAGCUUUGUAUGAUUUCGUUGAAUAUGCUCCAACUCGAAAUCUUUUCAUGUUUUAAUGGAGGAUUGCUGCAUAUUUCUCUGUUCCAUGCCGAGAAUAUCAAAUGGCUGCGACUGGCAUCAAUUAUUUUGCAUCUUAUUACAGGUCUGGGGGCUUAUUUAGAGGGUAUUGCGUGGCAAUACAGUAUGGGUUCUAUACUGUCUCUGUGGACUGGAUUAGGACCUGUUGUUUACGCCGUGUUUAUUUGCAUUAUUGGAGUCACUCAAAACCUUUUGAUUCUUAAAAAAGUAAAGCAGCAUAUUAGAACAAUAACGGUUUCAAAUGGCAGUGCUGAUCCCAGAGUUAUUAAAGUUCAGGGCACAAAAAUACUGAUCUAUUUCGUGUUAGCACUUGAUCUGAGCUCAUUGGCUAUAUUUAUCAUUUCUGGAGUGGUUGGAUCAUUGGAUAAUUAUAUUCCCCAUUACAGUUUGAUGCAGAUAUGUUUUGGUAUUUUUGGAAUUCACAUGUUUUUAGAAACGUUUCUGUUUGAAAGGAUCGUCGAUCAGUUUCGUAAAAAAGUAACGUCGCCAGUCAAUUCAAAGGGCAGUAGGGCAGUUGUGUCGAAUUCAGGCGUAUCGUCAAACCCUGGAAUGAAAUAUUCCAAUGCAGUGACCAGCAAUAACUCGGUACUACCAUUAAUGGUCAGUCCUAACACACCAGUCAGAUCAUCUGCAGUGGAUGCGCUAUAA